CGAGGCGGGGAUUGUGCGCGCCGCCCAUCGCAAGUGCGGGCUCGUCUCGGAGCGGAGACGGCGGAGGAAGGAUCUCCCGGCGUGGAGACGCAGAACGUAGCGGGGGUAGGGGGGACAACGAUGCCCAAUCGCCGGUAGGCCGGUGCUCCAUUUACGGACACUUUUCCACAUCUUAUCCCGCUCGUCCGAGCCACUAGCUCAGAAGACCCACGAUGCCUUUGAGCGGACUCACGAUGGGAAAGAGCGGAACCAUGGUUCUUCUCUGCAUGCUGUUGGGCUCCGGGGAACUCCAGGAGCCGGAGCCGCGGAGGUUGCCACCCCCGCCGGCCAAAUUGGACUUCGGCUACGUGCCCGCCGGAGUGUACGAGACGGUGGCCCACUACGAACCGGGACCCAUCGGCAUUCUGUUCCACAUGGUGCACACUUUCCUGAGCCUGGUGCAGCCUAACGACUUCCCGCAAGAUCUUCUUAUCAGACUGGCCAAGGACAAGUUUGGAGCUCUUCAGACUGAAUAUCAGAAGCCAGAGAACAUAGUGCUGAGCCUGCAGGCGAUCUACUACGAGGUGGGCUUCCUGGUGUGCGCCGCCGUGGGUGUCCUGUUCGCCGUCCUGGUGCCCGUGGUGGGCCUCUUCUUCUGCCUGUGCCGCUGCUGCGACAACUGCGGCGGGGAGAUGCACCAGCGGCAGAGGAAGAAUGCCGACUGUCGACGAGGCUUGCUGGGAACGUUGCUCUUCUCCACCUCGCUGGUCGUCACGAUCGGCCUGUUGUGCGCGUACGCCGCCAACCAGAACCUGAGCGCUCAGGUCAAGAACAUCCGACGUCUGGUCAACAGCAACAUGAGGGACCUGCACGCCUUCGCUAACGACACGCCCAUGCAAAUCGAUUACCUCACCUCCCAGUAUGCCACCGCCAAGGACCAAGUCCUCUACGACCUGGAGAACAUAGGUCCGCUAUUAGGCGGAAGGAUACGCGAUGCGUUAGAUAAGGAGGUGGACCCGGCCUUGGAUGCCGUGCUGAAAACAACAGGAGUGAAAAUCGACAGAGCCAUCAAAGCCAUGCGUGAAACCAAGGAGGCCCUGGAGAAUGUGAGUGUGUCUCUGCAAGUGCUGCAGGAGGCCACGGGCAAGCUGGACUUGAACCUGAGCCUGCUCAGGGCCAACAUCAAGCGCUCGCUCAACGACCCCGGGUGCCACGACGAGGAGUCGGACGCCACCUCGGCCCAACUGUGCCGGGGAAUCCGCCGGUCACUGGAGCAGCUGCACAUCAGCGCCAACUUCACGCGGCUUCCCAACGUGAACGCUCAGCUGGAAAAGAUGAACGACGUGUUGAAAACGGACCUCAGCGCCGUCGUCAACAAGGGUUACGCAUCCUUGAACGACACGCCUUACAUGGUGAUGGUUCAGACCCGGGGUGUUGUCGACAGGGUGCAGAACUUGGUGGCCGACAUCGGCGGGAACGUGGGCAACCUAUCCAAAGCGUUCCCCGUGCACACCUACUUGUCCAACUUCACCAUCUUCAUCAGCCACGUCCACGCCAAGAUCGAGGACCAGUACCCUGAAAUUGACAAGCUGGACUUCUACAGGUGGACGGGCUGCGUGGCUUUGUGCUGCAUGCUGGUACUGGUGCUGGCCUUCAACUACCUGGGCCUGCUUUGCGGCACGCUGGGAUACGACAAGCACGCCUCGCCCACCACGCGAGGGUGCAUCUCCAACACGGGGGGCACCAUGAUCAUGGCUGGCGUGGGCUUCAGCUUCAUCUUCUCCUGGGUUCUUAUGGGCCUGCUGACCGCCAUCUUCCUGGCGGGGGGGAACACGGAGAAGCUGGUCUGCGAGCCCUUCCACACCAAAGAACUCUUUAAGGUGGUGGACGCGCCGUACCUGGUGAACUCCGAGUGGAGGAACUUCAUCCCGGGGUACCUGUACAACGACUCCGAGCUGGAGCUGACUGCAGAGAGCUUGUACAGCACUUGCAAAGAAAACAAAGGCAUUUACUCGGCCCUGCGCCUGGACAAAGUGUUCAACGUCUCGUCUUUCCUCAACGUCACAGUGUUCACCAAGGACGUGGUGGCGCUGCUGAGCAGCGUGAAAAUCGACCUGAGAGACGUCAUCUUGCUGGAAGCGGAGGGCAAGCAGAAUCUUCUGGAUUUCUCCGAGGCAGGACUCUCGGAAACGAACUACGCGGACUACCUGGAAGAGGUCAACAAAGGAAUCACAGUGGCGGACUUGCUUUCGUUUGCCAAAGAGCUGGAAGCCCAGACAGACCUGAUGCCUCGGGCUCCUUUGCAAAGGUCUCUGAAAGGUCACGCGGGCACCGUGCGACAGAUCCACAGCCAGCAGGUGGUCCCCAUGCAGCAGGCCAUGAGCGCCCUGAACCAGAGUAUGAGAUUCCUGGAAAGAACCGCCUCAGACCUGCCAAACAAAGUCUUAGCCGUGCUGGAUGCAAUCAACGCAGCCCAGUAUCUCAUUUCCCAUAAUGCAACACAACUUAUUGACCGGGAAAGUGCAAAAUACACAUCAAAUAUUGUGAGCUACUUCCAUCAAUACAUUGAGUGGGUCAAGACCUCUCUGGCCAUGGACGUGGCACCGUGCAAGCCUAUCAGCAACGUGCUGGACACGGUGGAAAUAAUCACCUGCAGUUUCCUAGUGGACUCCAUGAACGUGUUCUGGAUGGGUCUCGGCUGCAGCACGCUCUUCCUCAUCCCGAGCAUCGUGCUCGCCGUCCGGCUGGCCAAGUUCUACCGCAGGAUGGACACGGAGGACGUUUACGACGAUAUGGAAAGUGGUAAUAAUGGUUAUCAUAGCGAGCACCCACAAGGCAUCCUAAACCCCCCCGUGACCAGCAUCCCAACAUACGAUACCAUGAACCGAUUCCCGCGGGCCUCGGCUCCUCCGAGGCACAUCGACUGGUGACCGAGAGCUCACAUUCUCUUGUGGCUCCCGGACCGACAGAGUGCUUUAUUAUUCCAGCUUGGAACCAUCCUUUCGUGUGCAUUUGAACCUCUCUUUCCUCUAACUAACUAACUAACAAAUGAACUCUUUCUUCAAGCUUCUUUUAGGCAGUUCGUCUCUUGAGAGUGACGUCACGCUGCCACGAACUCCACUGGAACUAAUAAAAAAAACAAAAAGAAGUACACGGAAACUGAAGUCCAUGAAACUCAAAAACAGGAUUUUUCUGUGACGACGACGAACUUUUCAUCAUCAUCAUCAUCAUCAUCAUCGUUCCUGCAGGACAUCAAUGGGCCGAAGUCCAUCUGUUUACAUUUCUUUGGAUGCAAAAAAAAAGAAAAAAAACUAGCAAACAUCCGAACUGGACUGCAACAAUUUCCUUAAAACAACAAGAGUGGCAAAGUGGUCACAAGGACGGACGGACGGACGGUAACGACGCGCUGCUGAAGGACCUGCUAAUCAGGUAGCUUGGUUAUUCUUGUGGAUGACGGAAAAAUGAGGCUUAUUGUUAUGUUUGCAGCAUGUUGGCAUCAACGGAGUGGAAAAAAACAAAAGAAAAAGAAACUGGACAAACUGGAGAUAGCAUGACUUUUAAAUGUUUACAGUAAUACAAAAAAAAAAACGUCAACCUUGUGGAAAUUUUGGGGCUCGUUACGAAAAGACUGGUUGCCUUUCAGGUUGGCAUUUACUGCUUUUUAAAGGGACUGUUCGCCCUGCGUAGUGCUCACGCUGUUUUGGAAGUUUCUCAACUCUGUGGGAAGAUGUUUAGUGCAGCCUUUUGGUCUCGUUUUUUUUUUGCUGAAGCUGUACGCUCGACUUUUGUCCGCUUUUGCAAAUUUCACUGCACUCUGCGCAAUGAAAUUUGACUGGACUCCAUCCGAUUUCAUCAGGUCACUAUUUUAUUCAUAUCACAUUCAAAUUUGGCAUGUUCACAACAAUACUUCACAUGGACCAAAAGUGAUAUAUUUUUCUUCAAUUUAAUUUUUAUUUUUUUUUUGAAGACAUUUUUUCCCACAUGGAUUUAAAUAAUUCAAAAACUAGUUGACGGUUUCAGUUCUAGUGUUCAAAGUUUUCUCCAGGCUCUUGUCCUUAUAUUUGUGUAAAAACAAAAAUUGCAGUUGAACCAAAGAGUGGCUUUCUGUUAGUAAAGUGAAACAUUCGACAUGACAAAUUAGAUGUCGAUAUUGAAAAAUAUAUGGAUAUAUUUAACGAAAAACGUACUUUUCUCUGUAGGUCGCUAAAUCAACAGCCAACCCCUCCAAUAAAUCUCACCACCUUUUUUUUUUUUACUGACUGAAGUGGAGAACAAUCACAGAUAAAACAAUCAGUACACCCACAAAUCAAUCAAAAGCUGAAAUAUAUCCUCGAUAGCUAUUUUCAUAAGAGUACUUUUCCUUUAUACUUUAUACUUCUUUCAUUAUGUCUUCAACAUUUAUAUCUCUGCUGAAUUAACAUUCAAGUACAAGGUGGAGAGAAUUAUUGUUGUCAAGCUAUAAGUUAGAUUUUUUUUUUUUAACCGUAGAUCUCAGGUUUUUCCCGCUAAUUUCCACUAAUGUUCCUUUUUUUUUUUUGUAAUCUAAACUACAUGAAUACAUUUAUCGAAUAUUGAGCUAGAGCAAGCGAAUGUAUUCCACUUAGUUUUUUUGUCAUUUUGUACAUUGUACUCUAACGCUAAUACGUCCUGCUAAUAUAUCGCCUCCGUGGUUACAGGCUAGUUGCUGCUAAUUGCUGUUGAUGUUUAAAAUCAAAAAUAAAAAAACACAAGACAUUCUGCUUAUGAUAAAAUACGUCAUUUUGGUGUGGAAAAACAAAAUACAUAAGAGAAAAUAAGCAAAACGACACAGCAAGCUAGUGCCUAGCUAGCAUCUGAAAUCUUCUACCAACAAAAUACAAAUUCAAAAAUUCAAGAUUUAUUUGAAAAAAAAAAAAAAAAACAUCAUCUUGAGGUGAACCAUUCAUCAAAAUGAUGUCAUUUGGUUGAUUCUUGAGGUUUUAAGAACAUUUUUACUCAACUGUUAGCUUGGUUUUAUGCUACAGUUGUACCUUGACUUCUGAGUGCCCCAAUUUACGAGUUUUUCAAGUUACGAGCUGUGACUUUUUUUUUUUGCUUCGGGUUGCAAGCCAAAAUUUGAGUUAAGAGUUCAGAUACGCCGCCCCAUGACUAAUGUAAAAGAAAAUGAAUGUAAUUUCAGGAGUUUAUUGAACUUGCAAAGAGCUGCUGUAGGCCACGACUCACACCCGGACGCUCACAAGCAGACUAACCGACUAAAGCUCCUGAUGUCACUCACUCGGCCACGCCCCUUAAAGGGACAACCCCAACACAUGACGACAAUGCUUACAGUAAUUACACUUUAUUUCUUUACAUUCUCCUUUAUGAAGUUUUUAUAAAAAUAGAGUCCUAUUUGUAUUCAUUAAAAACGUAACAAAAAAUGGUGGUGUUCUUUGGGGCGCUAGAAUGGAUGGCAUAUUUCAUUUCAAAGGGGAAUAUUGAUUUGAUAAAUGAAUGAAUUGAGUUACAAACGUGGUCGCCCAAUGAAUUAAACUUGCAAGUCAAGGUAACACUGUCUUCGGUGCAAAGUAACGUUGAAAUGUCAUAUCAAAAAUGGAAUUUUGAUGGACGGAAAGAACUCUGACUACCGAUGUUAAUCCAAGUUAGCUGCUAGCGAGAAAGCUAGCCGUCCCUUUUUUUUUUUUAUUUUUUUUCUGCAUACAGUUGAAUUAAAUGAAACAUAUUUCCACGCUAAAAUUCUCUGCAUAGCUACAGAGUGCACACAUAGCAUACAGUAAUAUAACUUUUACUCAAGUAUGAUUUUUAAAAGACCUUCCCACAUGUCUGCUAAUUUUUCUGGCUUAGGGUUUGGUUCUUGCUAGUGGGGAAAAAAAAAAAAUAAUUUCCGAUGUGAACCAUUCAUAGAGUGGCCAGCGCUUGAUUUUUCUCGAGUGCUUCAAUGUGCAAACUGUGAAUAAAGUUUUCAUUUGCGCUUGGA
Messenger RNA from Phyllopteryx taeniolatus (common seadragon), 5932 nucleotides. It is a transcript of the gene prom1a, whose product is annotated as prominin 1a. Lineage: Eukaryota; Metazoa; Chordata; Actinopteri; Syngnathiformes; Syngnathidae. Gene Ontology annotation, cellular component: microvillus; prominosome; cilium. Bases 213 to 2909 code for a protein of 898 amino acids. The record is from RefSeq and is a predicted model, not a curated record. Gene Ontology annotation, molecular function: cholesterol binding. The transcript has 29 exons.